Messenger RNA from Endocarpon pusillum Z07020, 2046 nucleotides. RefSeq lists its product as uncharacterized. Gene Ontology annotation, molecular function: protein binding; structural constituent of ribosome. Gene Ontology annotation, biological process: translation. The transcript has a single exon. Gene Ontology annotation, cellular component: ribosome. Bases 1 to 2046 code for a protein of 681 amino acids. NCBI's taxonomy places the organism in Eukaryota, Fungi, Ascomycota, Eurotiomycetes, Verrucariales, Verrucariaceae. The record is from RefSeq and is a predicted model, not a curated record.
AUGGAGUGCCGGCUAUCCAACAUGCAGAUGUUGGAGAGCUCCAAGAACCUGUCCUUCCUAGGCAGAAGGUCAUUAGUUCCGCGUCCAUUGUCCGAAGCGACUGAUAUCGAGACUGACUUUGAGGAUGACGAAUCAUCACCGUUAUCAAUGGAGUCGAUGGACAACGAUAGCCAAACCACAGUAUCAGAUGGAUUACAAACGCCAGCUUCGGCAGUCCUCGAGGGCUUCGAAUUUCACUUGGACCAGAAGCCAACCACCAAAGGCCCAACCGGACCGCAUCUUUUCCGAGCUUCGUCAAUAGAGUCGAUCAAUACUGCACAAUCACAAGAUCUAGACUUCUACCUAAGCAUGUCUCCAAUCCACGACACCACACCGAAGCAGCAGAAUCGGCCUUUGACCUCGCUGAACAAUGCUGUUGCUGAGCUUGACGAGUCCCAAGUCCGAACGUGGUCCCCUCGGCAAGUGGCCAGCUGGAUGCGCGAUGCCGGUUUCGACAGCAGCGUUGUCCAGAAAUUCCUCAUCCACGACAUCUCUGGUGUCGUUCUUCUCGAUCUACAGUUCGAAGAUCUCCGAGAACUUGACAUCACCUCCUACGGCAAGCGACAUCUCGUCAUGAGCUCGAUUCAGCAUCUCCGAAACAGCAGCAUGCUCUCCGCCUCUCCUGUCCUUUCGUCCUCUCAUUCAAGCUCUUCGUCUCGUCGCCGUGCCCGACAACAGCGCCAACAGACUUCGGACGAUAUCUCUCCUGCCGAGUCUGUUUCGAUCGUUGCUAUUGAGCAGCUCCUCCCCAAACCACACAAGUGCUCCAAGGGUGAGAACUGCUCGAAGUGGCAGAGGCAACAACGAAAGCUUCAGAGACUUCGAGAAGAGUACCCGAUUCAGACUGAGAGUUCAGUCAUCAGACCAACCUCAGAAGUCGUACCAUCGAUUGUUGCCUCCUCUGAUGUCCUUGGACAAAGCCAACUCCCUACCCUCAGCCUCACACCAGAGACCCUCGGCGAAGUUCGACCGCGUGAUCCCCAGGAGAACGUCCGUCACUUCCUCAAUCUUCAACACGUGGACGUGGAAACCUCGUCACAGCCACCCCAGCAAACCAUGAACCUGUCCCAGAAUCUGCGGCACCUGCCCAGGCUUACUAUUCCGGCCGAAGUUCCUGCCCUUACACCCCUCACUCCCCGCUCGGCCACUCCUGCACGCCGGAGCAGAACCCCGAAUUCAGCUCUUCGCCAUCAUGCAAAGGUCGAGCUCCAGAACUAUCCUUACCACUAUGGUGGUAUAGCUUCUCCUGUCGAUCUUUACCGCGUCAACACAGCCUUCUCCGCCACAGACGUUCCCGUCACAGCAAUGCCUGUUGAUCCUCUGGACCGCGAAACCUCUCAAUCAGUCCCACCCAACAUGCGCUAUGGCGGCGUCCCUACUCCACCCAUCGCUGAACCCCUUCAGCGACCACAAUCCACCCAACCCCGCCACCAUCGCCGUCAGCCCUCAUUUGUACCUAGCAUCGCCCCCCUGGUUGAGUCUCCCGGUACUGGCCCCUGUCACCUUGCGUCUUCUGCCAGCCUUCCAGAAGCUGAGGUCAUCUCUGGCCUCGCCCAUUCUGGUUCCAUGCGUAAGCGCAAGACCACCAAGCUCGUUCGCCACGAAUGGCAGGACCAUCAUUUUACGUUGAAAGGGACCCAGCUAGCCAUGCACAAGGACGAAGCUGCGGCCAAGCGCGACAGUCUUGCUCUGGAGCGAAUCGACGUUGACGAGUACGCUGUCGCCGUCUCGAGCCUUGCCUCUUCCAGCAAGCUCAGCACUGCCUUCAAGAAGUCCAUCCUUGGCGGUGCAGGCAAGGGGUCUAUGGAGGAAAAAGCCUUUGCCUUCUCUCUCAUCCCCGCGGACGGCAAACGUCAGUUCUUCGGUGAGGGUAAGAAAAGCCAUCAUUUCUCUGUGCAGACACGAGAUGAACGCAUUGACUGGAUGCGUGAGAUCAUGCUGGCCAAGGCAUUGAAGAGGAGCAAAGCGAUGGGCAGCGAUGUCCGCAUCUCGGGCAAUCUGAUUUAA